AUGGCUGUAGGAAAAAGCGAAUUCAUUCGACCUCUUCCUGGGGUCGAGCUGCCGGUAAACAAUCGUCCCGAUGAAUGGAAGAUCGAGCAAGGCUUGUCCGGUGCAAAGCUCCCUAUCCUGGACCAGAGCGGACCAGAGCCACGGAUCAUUGAACCUCAAGCAUGGCCGGAGAUCGUCAAGGACGAGGCCGCCAUCAAGGCGGUCGGUGAUCCCGAAGAGCUGUUCCAGAGGGAGUUGGUAGGCUGGCAGGGAUACGUCGAGUGGGAAGCCUACCCCGAGAAGAAAGCGGCAGCCCACAAAAUCCUAACCCUGCAGACCUUCCCGCCGAACCCAGAGUUCCAAAUGGGGCCGAUCCCGGAGACCAACCCCGUCCUCCCAGGCACGCACUGGAAGAUGUGGCACCACGCACUGGGCGGCGAGCUGAUGAGCGUCCCGGAGGACUCGUGGAAGACGGUGCUGCGCGAGAAGCACCCGGAAAUGCUGCACCUGCUUCAGUUCCCGUACAACGGCGAGCCACCGAAACGGCUCGUGACGGACAAGGCCAUCACGCCCAACUCGCUGCACUUCGUGCGCAACCACGGCGGCAUCCCGCUCAUCGACAAGGACCAGUGGAGCAUGACGCUCGACGGCCUCGUCGCUAACCCUAGGACCUUCAACCUCGCGGACCUGAUGGACGAGUCCAAGUACCCGCGCGUCAAGAAACUCGUCACGAUGCAAUGCUCUGGCACGCGGCGCAUCGAGCAGAUCUCGUUGUACGCGGGGCAGGGGGACGAAGUGCCGCAGGCCCCCUGGGCGGAAGGCGCUAUCGGCACGGCCGAGUACACGGGCAUCAGUCUGAAGAAGGUGAUCAAGGCGUGCGGCGGGCUCAUCAACGGGGCGAAGCACCUCGAGUUCUACGGCGCUGAAACGUACUUCAAGGACAACGAGGCGAUGAACUACCUGGUCAGCGUGCCGUGGUCGAAAGUCAAAGCGAACGAAGUGCUGCUCGCAUGGGAGAUGAACGGCGAACCCUUACCCGCGAUCCACGGCUUCCCGCUGCGCGUCGUCGUACUCGGCUACAUCGGCGCGCGCAGUGUCAAAUGGCUAUACCGCGUCAAAGCCAUCGAGGGCCCGAGUCUAGCGCCCGUCCAGAGCAAAGAAUACCUCUACUUCAACCAGCAGAUCGGGAAGUACAACCAGAAACCGACGGACGGGAUCCAGAUCCAGGAGAUGCCCGUGUCGUCGGCCAUUAUGUCGCCGUGGACGAAGCAGGUCGUCAUCCACAACGGCAGCAUCCAGUGCAAAGGCUGGGCGUACAGCGGCGGAGGACGCUGGCCGGAGCGCAUCGAGUUGUCCGCCGACGGCGGGUUCAGCUGGUAUGCGGUGCCCAACGAGAACAUGUCGCCUAAGCAUAAGUGGACGUGGCGCACCUGGACAUACGAUCUGCCCUGUGACGUCGAGGGCUGGGUCGAGAUCGUCUGUCGCUGCUGGGACAACUCGCUCAACACGCAGCCGUUGACUGUGCGGGCCGCGUGGAACUGGGGCUUGCAUGUCACGAGCUCGGCGCAUAGGAUUUCCGUUUAUAGUGUCAAUAAGAGUCGGGAGCGCACCAGGGAGAAGUUGCAGAGGUUUGUCGAUGAGAAGUCCCCGAUUGCCCCGUUGACGUGGCCCGAGGAGUUUAGGACCCAGAGUUGGGAAGAGUAUAAGGCAUUCUGGAAGACGAAUGAUCCCAGGGAUGUGGAUGAUUGA
Exophiala bonariae is the source of this 1728-nucleotide messenger RNA. RefSeq lists its product as uncharacterized. The record is from RefSeq and is a predicted model, not a curated record. Lineage: Eukaryota; Fungi; Ascomycota; Eurotiomycetes; Chaetothyriales; Herpotrichiellaceae. The coding region runs from base 1 to 1728 and encodes 575 amino acids. Gene Ontology annotation, molecular function: molybdenum ion binding; heme binding; molybdopterin cofactor binding. Gene Ontology annotation, biological process: sulfur compound metabolic process. The transcript is spliced from 2 exons. Gene Ontology annotation, cellular component: mitochondrion.